AUGGAUAUAGAAGGUAAAAAUUCUAAUACAGAGUUAAAAGAUACUCACACUAUACCAAAAGAAACCUCACCAAAACGUCCAAGACUAGAUUUAAGUGAUAUUCAGUCCCAAGAUUUUGAAAUUUCAGGAGUUAAAAUCACUAACAAAAACUUAGCUCAAAAGGCGAUGGAUAUAUGUGUUAAAGUUGCUGAAAUUAAAUUAUCUGCAUUUUGUGCUGAGCAUAAUUUAGCUUUUGAUGUGUGUGAUCAUUUAUCAGACUUGUUAAAAGAAACUUUUCAAGAUUCUGCUGUUGUUAAAAAGAUAAACCUCAAAAGAACCAAAGCAACUUUGAUUGUAAAAAAUGUCAUAGGAGAACAAGAAAAAGAGGAGUUAACAAAAAUUUUACAAAAACAAAAAUUUAGUAUUUUGACUGACGAGUCCCCUGAUAUUUCUGCUGUUAAAACAAGUUGUGUGCUGGUUAGAUUUUUUUCUUACAAGGAAGGCCGCAUUGUUACCAAGGUUUGGGAUCUGAUUCAAGUUUUAAUACCUGGGGAAGCUACAUCUGCCACUGCACAACAUCUUUAUGACAAUAUUCUGGCAAGUUUUAGUGUGAAAAAUAUACCCAAAGAAAAUGUAAUUGGCUUCGGUUCAGACGGUUGCAGCACAAUGAUGGGACGAAAUAACUCAGUAGCAAGUCGUUUAAUAGCCGAUUUUCCAAAUAUAUCGAUAAUUAAAUGUAUUUGUCACUCGGUGGCAAUUGUUGCUAGUGAAGCAUGCAAAAAACUUCCACGUACUCCAGAACAUUUAGCAUCUGGUAUUUAUAGUUUUCUCAGUCGUAGUAGUAAACGACAAUGUGAAUUUAUUGAAUGUCAAAUGCAAAGUGAAACAGAAAUUUUGAAAAUGUUGCACCCAUCACAAACACGAUGGCUUUCUUUGGCUGUAGUGAUGGGUGUUGCCUAA
Aphidius gifuensis is the source of this 939-nucleotide messenger RNA. RefSeq lists its product as uncharacterized. The transcript is spliced from 4 exons. The record is from RefSeq and is a predicted model, not a curated record. Bases 1 to 939 code for a protein of 312 amino acids. NCBI's taxonomy places the organism in Eukaryota, Metazoa, Arthropoda, Insecta, Hymenoptera, Braconidae.